GGAAGUGACCUAAUCGAUUCCCUCUGUGGCUGAACUUAGUUGCAGAGGUUUGCCAUUUACCUUGCUCAUGUAGUAGCUACUGAAUGUAUGUGCCUGAUACUUUCACUUACAUUUCUGAUACCACUCACCACCAUAUAUUAAAAUACAGAAAAUGUUCUUGGUCAAAACUGAUGGCUGUUUUUUCUGGAUGGUAUUAUGUUAUACCUCUGUUGCUUCAAUGGGUAACAAACAUUGCCAUGACUCCUGUAACGCAUCCACCCUCCAGGCUCCACUGGGCUCUGCGGUGCUCUUGUCAUGCAUCUUUGGGUCUACCUCUCUGGGCAUCAGCCCUGGCCAUGGAUGGGUGGUGUGGAACCAGAUCUCUGGUUCUGGUGCCAGCCUGGUCAACAUCACAUCCUCUGGGAAGGUGGACUUUCUGGACCCUAGGCAGGGCAGAGUGAAGGUUUUCCCCAAUCAGGGAGGUCUGGGGAACUUCUCCAUCAGCAUCGAUGCCCUUCAGGCCUCAGACCUGGGUUCCUACUGCUGUGAGCUACAGAGUAAUGACCAGUGCCAUCGAGUGGAAGUUGAGGAACUUGAUCAAGACAGUAGAGAUCUGCAAGUGUUGUUUUUCAGCGUUGGUGGUAUGGCCGUCCUCAUAGUGCUCCUGAUUGGCUGUUUCUGCUGGGUGAAAUGGACACGAUCCAGUACACUUCCUGAGGACGUUGCGUGUACUGACGAUGUUGGGAGAGACGUGGCACAGAAGAGAGGUAAAAAACGAGCCGGCAAUGAGCGACCUAUCUAUGAAAACAAUGAGCACGAUCCAACCAGAAUGCAGCAUGAACCGACCAGAAUUCAGCAAAAUCCAACCAGAAUUCAGCAGGAUCCAACCACAAUUCAGUAUGAUCCAACCGGAAUUCAGCAUGAACCACCAAGAAACCAGCACGAACCACCAAGACACCAGCACGAACCAGCUAGAUACCAAAAUAAACCAGUGAGAGAUUUGAGUGAGAAAAGAAGAGGGUUUCAUAGAGAACUCAUGAGCAGAUUGCGCCAAUCAAGUCUCGGACAGCAUUACUAUGCAAACCAAGCGGAGAUCAAUGAGCAAGCCAGAGCUCAGAUCGACAGCCACCAAAGAGCAAACGAGGCAGAGACCAACCAGGAGGGAAGAUUCCAAAUGGACAACCGCCAAAGAGGAAGCUUUUGGAGAAAGAAACCCAAAGAGAAAUGUGAAUAUAAAAACCCUAUCUACAACAAGAGUACAGACCAAAUCAACAAAUGAUGGGGAUGAUGAGGAUACUGGGUCUCAACACCUUGGUCUCCUUUUUGUUUGGGUUGUAUUUUUUAAAUAAAGUAUUGUCUUGAAAGUGAAACAAAUAUGAAAUAAAGUCAAAUAAUUUUUGCUUCAA
Messenger RNA from Oncorhynchus tshawytscha (Chinook salmon), 1385 nucleotides. RefSeq lists its product as uncharacterized. The coding region runs from base 152 to 1258 and encodes 368 amino acids. Lineage: Eukaryota; Metazoa; Chordata; Actinopteri; Salmoniformes; Salmonidae. The record is from RefSeq and is a predicted model, not a curated record. The transcript is spliced from 11 exons.